This is a messenger RNA of Linderina pennispora, 694 nucleotides long. RefSeq lists its product as uncharacterized. The transcript has a single exon. Bases 46 to 564 code for a protein of 172 amino acids. Lineage: Eukaryota; Fungi; Kickxellomycota; Kickxellomycetes; Kickxellales; Kickxellaceae. The record is from RefSeq and is a predicted model, not a curated record.
UUCUCAUAUAAUUACAAAGAUUGCCCUCCUUAGCCAGUAAGCAGAAUGUGUCUCGUCGAUACCCCCCAGUCCAACACCCCCCGCCGCACCAACCCCUCCCUCCCUUUUCCACAGCACAGUUCCUCUGGCACACUUGCUGGGCGAUGGUGGCUGCGAGGGGUUUUAUUUUCGGUUUUUUGCAUGGUUUAUACCACUUUUUGCGCCAAAGAAAAUCUUAUUUUUUCCUUUCCUGAAGACGCUAAAAAGGGCCCGGUCGGGGAACGGGGAGGGAGGUGGUUGGCGACAGGGGUGCAUCGGGUCUCCUGCACCCACCCGCCGUUCCCACCAAAUACAGGCUCUCGCUUAGGAAGGAACAAGCGAUAUCUAACAAAAAUUAUUCAUAUAAAGUUGAGGACCCAGCAGACAACUGGGGAUCGGACAAGCUUCAGAGCGCUGUUUCACAAUAUUUUCUCCUGUUUCCAUUCCUCCUCUACCCUCCUGUGCGAGCCAAUUUUUAUUGCAGCCCAGUUGCACCAUAGCCACCCCUAUAUACAUAUUCCCACCGCCAUCACCACCACACCCUGACAUCGGUGUCUUGAACCCACCUCUUGCCAGCCUGCUGCUAUUCCAUCCUAUUUGUUUUAUCCCAAUUUUUAGAGUGCGAGCACCAGCUGCCUCCAUCUUACCGCUAUACACUUUUACCCCCCUAUUAUAC